UAUUAAUAUAAUCAUAUUAGUAUGUUAAUGACGGAAGAAAAGGGAGCAUACAUAGUUAAAUAUGAUAAAUUGCUAGGAAGUGGAUCGUUUGGAAAGGCAUAUAUCUGUUAUAAAAAGAAUAAUCCUCAAGAAGAAUUUUGCAUGAAAAUAAUUAAAAAAUCAGAAUUAAAUGAUCCAUAAGGAGAAGAGAAUAAAAAGAAGUAAUUAUAGGCUGAAAUUAAUGUUGUUUAAGAUUUAAAACAUACUGAUAGCGAAAAUUUGGUUAAAUUGAUUGAUUUUUUGGAUUUAGAAUAAGAAUUAUGUAUAAUAAUGGAAUUGUGUGAUUAUGAUUUAUCUUAAGAGUAUAAAGAAUUAAAAAAAAAAUAAUAAUGGUUUUCAAGAUCUGAAUAGAUUGAAAUAAUUAAAUAAAUUCUGAAAGGAGCCAAAGUAUUGAUUCAAAAUAAAUUUGUUCACAGAGAUAUUAAACCCUAAAAUAUACUUGUGAAAAUAGCUAAUAAAGGAUUACCCAAUCAAAGAAAAAUUUAUAAAGUUUUUAUUUACUCAUACUUAUUAGUUAGCUGAUUUUGGUUUUACAAGACCAUUAGACGAUAUUUACAAAAAAAGUGAAUUGACUAGAGUUGGUACUUAUGUCUAUUGUGCUCCAGAAAUUAUUAAAAAUUUUAAAUUUUCAGCUAAGUGUGAUAUUUUCUCUUACGGAGUUGUAUUUCAUUAACUUGUUUUUAAUGGGAGUUUUCCUGAUGAUUAUAAAAACUAAAUUCAAAUGAAUGAAUUUAUAAGAAAAAUAGAAAAUAAUCCUUAUUAGUGCUAAAAAUUAUAAGGUAAAUAUGGAGAUAUCCUUACAAAUUUAAUUGAGAAAAUGUUACUUUUUAAUUAAGAUCAUAGAAUUACCUUUGAAAAUUUAUUAUCUCAUGAAAUAGUAACAAUGCCAUCUCCAAUUUUGGCAGAUUCUCUUUUCUUAGAGAUAGACAGAAAAUUUGAAAAAGAGGAUCUACAAAAAUUAUAGAGUGAAAAUUAAUAAAGUAAAUAUGAUAAGAUAUAUACUAUGAUUGAUAUCUUUUAUAGAAAAUAUCUACUUUGUUAGUCAGUUAUAAAUUAUAUUAAUUAAGAAAUUUUUAUUUUCAACCCAGAAUUUUCAAUGAUUAAAUAAUUAAUUGGCAUGAUAGGUUUAGAAGAAAUUAAGUUUGCCUUUGCUAUGCUUUUUAUUAUAGUAUCUGACUUUUAGUCUUUUAUUAAAGAUAAACAUGAUAUUCCUCAUCUUAUUGAAAUUCUGAAAAAUUACCUUGAAUAUUCUAAAUAAAGCUAAAAAGAUAAAAACCUUCAUCAAAAGAUUUUAAAAUGCUUUUACAAACAUUCAAAAGAAAUGUAAGAGAGUUAUAAUUCUCUGACUCUUAAUCUAAAAAAAGAAGGAAGCAUAAAUAAAUUUAAAGAAUAAAUCAAUUUUUUUGAAGAAGCACUAUAAUAAAAAAUUGAAAUUCAAAGAUACUGCCAUACUUUGGAAGAAUAUCUUAAUAAUUAAAAAAUCAACCUUCAAAUUUAAAAAUUCGAUUAGUAAUAAACUUAUUUAUAUUAAUUUAGAAAAAUUCAAUAGAGUAUUCAAAAUAUUAUGAAAAUUGAGACCAAAUUUGAAAUUGAAAAGUAUUAUUUUUUAAAUCCUGAAGAGAUUUUUGAGAUCUAAAAUAAAUGA
Paramecium sonneborni is the source of this 1684-nucleotide messenger RNA. The record is from the annotation of a GenBank genome assembly. NCBI's taxonomy places the organism in Eukaryota, Ciliophora, Oligohymenophorea, Peniculida, Parameciidae.